Phialemonium atrogriseum is the source of this 3039-nucleotide messenger RNA. RefSeq names its product Metalloenzyme, LuxS/M16 peptidase-like protein. NCBI's taxonomy places the organism in Eukaryota, Fungi, Ascomycota, Sordariomycetes, Cephalothecales, Cephalothecaceae. Gene Ontology annotation, molecular function: metal ion binding; metalloendopeptidase activity. Gene Ontology annotation, biological process: protein processing. The coding region runs from base 1 to 3039 and encodes 1012 amino acids. The transcript is spliced from 2 exons. Gene Ontology annotation, cellular component: mitochondrial matrix. The record is from RefSeq and is a predicted model, not a curated record.
AUGUUGGGGAACACCGUCAAGAAUGCUGCUAGGAGAGCUGUCACAGAGCUCUCGCAGCUUCCAAAGCCGGGUGAGAAGCUCCAUGGCUUUACGUUACUGCGGACGAAGCACGUUCCGGAGCUCGAGUUGACGGCCCUGCACCUACGACACGACAAGACCGGGGCCGAACAUCUUCACAUCUCCCGAGACGACAGCAACAAUGUCUUCUCUAUUGGUUUCAAGACCAACCCCCCGGACGACACGGGCGUACCCCAUAUUCUGGAGCACACCACCCUCUGCGGGAGUGAAAAAUAUCCGAUUCGGGAUCCCUUCUUUAAGAUGCUCCCCCGAACGCUUUCGAACUUCAUGAACGCCUUCACUGCGUCAGACCACACAUUCUACCCCUUUGCCACCACAAACGCCCAAGAUUUCAAGAAUCUGCUGUCUGUAUAUCUCGAUGCGACCCUCCGACCGCUUCUGAAAGAGUCGGAUUUCACUCAGGAAGGCUGGAGGAUAGGGCCCGAAAACCCACAGGCUCUCAUCGGCAACGAGGGCAAAGCAAAGCCCGAGGAUGAAAAACUCGUGUUCAAGGGGGUUGUUUACAACGAGAUGAAGGGGCAAAUGUCGGACGCAGGCUACCUCUUCUAUAUCAGGUUCCAGGACCACAUCUUCCCGGAUAUCAACAACUCCGGCGGAGACCCGCAGAAAAUCACCGACUUGACUUACGAACAGCUGAGAAAUUUCCAUGCUGAACAUUACCAUCCGAGUAAUGCCAAGGUCUUCACCUACGGCGACAUGCCGCUGGCUGACCAUUUGGUGGAGAUUGACGCGCAGCUCGGCGCGUUUGGCAAGAUCAAGGGCGACCUGGAAAUCCGGCGGCCAGUGGAUCUGAGUGAUGGCCCGCGAGAAGUCACUUUGUUCGGUCCCGUUGACCCGUUGGUCGACCCGGCCAAACAGUUCAAGACGUCGCUGUCUUGGGUUCUGGGAGACACGACUGAUGUUGUUGAGUCAUUCUCCCUCGCAUUGAUAUCCGCUCUGUUGAUGGACGGCUAUGGGUCGCCACUUUAUAAGGGUCUGAUCGAUACCGGCCUCGGCACUGACUGGAGCCCCAACACUGGAUAUGAUAGUUCGGCGAGAAUCGGGAUAUUCUCUGUUGGUCUGACAGGAGUCCAGGAAGCAGACGUGCCCAAGCUGAAGGCCGAGGUCCAAAACAUCCUUCGCAACGUCCGGGCCAAGGGCUUUGAAAGGUCAAAGAUCGACGGCUAUCUGCACCAAUUAGAACUUGGCCUCAAGCACAAGACUGCCAAUUUCGGUACGUCCCUUCUUCAGAGGCUGAAGCCGAAAUGGUUUACUGGUGUCGACCCCUUCGACUCGUUGGCGUGGAAUGAUACCAUAGCCGCCUUCGAGGCCGAGCUUGCAAAGGGCGAUUACCUGGAAGGGUUGCUGGAGAAAUAUCUACUGAACGACAACACCCUUACUUUCACCAUGGCUCCUUCGGAAACUUACAGCCAGGAGUUGGCUAAAGAGGAGGAGACUCGCUUAUCAUCCAAAUUAUCCGAAGCAACAGCGAAGGCUGGCGGCGAAGCUGAAGCCAAAAAGAACUUUGAGGAGCGGGAGCUGCUGUUGCUGGCAGAGCAGGCAAAGUCUAAUACUGAAGACCUUGGCUGCUUGCCCAGUGUUCACGUACAGGAUAUUCCACGACAGAAGGAGCCCGUUGUUGUUCGGGACGAGCUCUCUGGAACCGUCAAUACUCAAUGGCGGGAGGCGCCGACAAACGGACUCACCUAUUUCCGCGCCAUAAACACCCUUGACAACCUGCCAGACGAACUCCGAGUCCUCAUUCCCCUCUUCACAGACGCGGUCAUGCGCUUGGGAACAAAGGAUAUGACCAUGGAGCAGCUCGAAGACCUCAUCAAGCUCAAGACGGGAGGGGUGUCUGUUGGCUACCACUCUGCCUCUCUCCCGACCGACUUUACGAGAGCAACCGAGGGCCUCAUAUUCACGGGUAUGGCUUUGGAUCGCAACGUACCAGUUAUGUUUGACCUCCUGCGCAAGUUGAUCGUCGAGACCAAUUUUGAGAGCCCCGAGGCGGUGCAGCAAAUACGGCAGCUUUUGCAAGCAUCGGCCGACGGUGUUGUGAACGACAUUGCGUCUUCAGGACAUGCCUUCGCAAGGCGGUCUGCUGAGGCUGGCUUGACCUGGGACGCUUGGCUCAAGGAACAAGUCAGUGGCUUGACCCAGGUGAAGCUGGUGACUUCCCUAGCAAGUCGUCCAGAGUCGGAUCAACUUGACGAUGUCAUCUCGAAGCUUAAGCUGAUCCAGCAGCUUGCCUUGGCUGGCAACGUCCGGACAGCUAUAACUUGCGACAGCGGGAGCGUCCAGGAUAAUUCCUCGUCUCUGUCCAAGUUCUUGGGAUCAGUCCCCACGACCCCUGUCAGCUUCCCGAAGCGGCAAGCUCCCGAGUUCGCGAGGAACGUCAAGUCCUUUUACCCUUUGCCAUACCAGGUGUAUUAUGGCGCUCUUGCAGUGCCUACGGCACCGUAUACCUCGGCCGAUGGCGCGCCGCUGCAGAUCCUCUCUCAGCUCCUGACUCACAAGCACCUUCAUCACGAGAUCAGAGAGAAGGGCGGCGCCUACGGCGGAGGGGCGUAUUCUCGUCCCCUCGACGGCAUUUUCGGGUUUUACUCGUACCGCGACCCGAAUCCUCUAAACACGAUGAACAUCAUGCGGAACGCCGGUCGCUGGGCAGUUGAUAAGAAAUGGACAGAUCGGGACCUCGAGGAGGCAAAGAUCUCGGUCUUCCAAGGUGUCGACGCUCCCAGAUCUGUCAACGAGGAGGGUAUGGGCCGAUUCCUGUACGGCGUGACCGAGGAGAUGAAGCAGAAGCGGAGAGAACAGCUUCUCGACGUUACUAAAGACCAGGUCCGGGAGGUUGCGCAGAAGUACGUCGUCGACGCCCUUGCCAAGGAAUCCGAACGACUGGUCUUCCUCGGGGAGAAACGAGCCUGGGUAAAUGAUGACUGGAAAGUCAACGAGAUGGACAUCAAUGGCGUGGAGUAA